AUGUGUUUGGUAUGCAUAUACAUUCUCUACUAAUAUAUAUUAUUAUAUAUAUAUUAUUAUAUUACUAAUAUAUAUUCUAACUCUGACAGCCAGGAAAAUGAUGGAAAAGGAAAACAGAGACCUCGUUCUUGCUGUGUACUUCAUCACGUUCAUCUUUGGGUUGCCAGCCAACAUCAUUGCCCUCUAUACCUUCAUCAAGAAGGUACGGCGGGGUGCCACACCCGUGGAUGUCCUGCUGAUAGGCCUCACCAUCUCGGACCUGCUCUUCCUGGUCUUCCUUCCCUUCUGGAUGAAGGAGGCCAUCGACGACAUGCAGUGGUACAUGCCUGACUUCCUGUGCUCUUUGUCGGGUCUCAUCUUCUAUGGCACCAUCUACAACAGCACCCUGUACCUCACCGCCAUAAGUGUUGAGCGCUACCUGGGAGUUGCCCAUCCCAUCAAGUACAAACUGAAGAGAAAGCCUCUGUAUGCGGUGGUGGGCAGUGUGCUCAUCUGGGUCAUCUCCAUGGCUGAGUGCAGCAUCGUCUACAUCAUGCAGUACUACCACCUUGACAAUGAGACCGCCGACGUGAACAGCACAGUCUGCUAUCACGAGUUCUCCCCAAAACAGCUAGAAAUACUGCUGCCGUUUCGCCUGCAGCAGUUCGUCCUCCUCUUCUGCUUGCCCCUUCUCAUCUGCUGCUUCUGUUACAUCAACGUCAUCCGCAUCCUCUCCCAGCUGCCCAACAUCUGCCCCUGGCGACGUUACAGAGCCAUCGGACUAGCCUUCGGCACCAUCGUAGUCUUUGUUGUGUGCUUCGGGCCCUAUAACGUGUCCCACCUGGUGGGUUACAUCAACGGUGAGAGCCCCAAAUGGCGCAGGCACGCCGUGCUCACCAGCACCUUAAACGCUUGCCUGGACCCCUUCAUCUACUACUUCUCCUCGUCUGCGCUGAGGGCCACGUUCAACAGCAUCCUCAGCAGGGUGUCGGCGAGGCUGCAGCUACAGGGUUUCUCCAGCAGGGGGUGCCAGAGCACUGACCCAUGCCUGGCCCUGGAAGAGCGCACACAAAGCACCAUUGAUCACCUGGGCUAG
Molecule: messenger RNA, 1075 nt
Organism: Clupea harengus (Atlantic herring)
Lineage: Eukaryota; Metazoa; Chordata; Actinopteri; Clupeiformes; Clupeidae
Product: free fatty acid receptor 3-like
Biological process (GO): cellular response to fatty acid; G protein-coupled receptor signaling pathway
Cellular component (GO): plasma membrane
Molecular function (GO): G protein-coupled receptor activity
Source: RefSeq, a predicted model, not a curated record